AUGCCACCCUUGAGCUGUCAAAUUUACAGCGAAGGACUCGCGUCUCUGGGAAACGGAUAUGCUCUCUGGGAGCCUGACCCUCAAGGUGACCCUCAAGUUGAAUUAGGCGACGUGGGGUACAUUCGGAACGGUGGCUUCCAUCGCUUGUUCAACGUACACCUUCAACCCGACGAUCCCUCUCAGCCUCGUACCUUGCCUCAGGGCUUCGAGGUCUUGUCAUCUGAAUCGUCUCGUAUACGUCCUCGCACUCUGCGACCAGGUGCAUAUUUUUCACAUGGUGUGAGGUCGACUGAGCUCGCAAGUUCAAUAUCAGUGCCGACAGUGCCGUUGAGAAGCGGACUCCAAUUCUCAUGUCACAGACAGCAAGGCGCGAUCCUAGCAUUCCCGAGUGAUGCACAGGCUCAGGAUGUACACAAUAUAGAAGCAUUCAGAAGAUUCAUACUUGCCAACAUAGAUCAGUGGUUUAGGUAUGCCGAGUCGCUGGACCUUGGCCUUGACAUGGAGGAUAUCUUACUGGUAACUGGACGUCAUCUCACCACAUCAUGGGCUGUCGCCGCAUUUACACACACAACGAGUGAUGCAACGAUUGAAGUGGAUCUUGGAGUCACAGUUUCUGCGAGCGCAUCCAUCUCGUGGAAGAAUUGCGUAAAUGUCCAGUAUAAUUGGGGGCCAGGUCAGAACGUUUUAACCCUGGGCAGUCAACAAGCUGAUACUAAUGGUUGCCCUACGUCGGUCAUAGAUCAACAAAGUGCUCCUGUGCAGAAUCAAUGCAUCUUUAUCCGAGGGUUUUGCGCGAAACGGCGACCUCUCUUCCCAGGGUUGCGAUUGAAGGCAGCGGCUGAGCCAAAGGAUCUGGAGAAGAACAAGGAUGAUGACGACGUACAGCCCGGUGUUCGAGCUCACGAUGACAACGAAGGACUAUCCUCAUCAAGCGAUGAAGUGGCCCUGGAAAUCGAAUCGUUCCCUGAGGUCCACGAAGUAAGUCAUGCAGUGUUUGCAUAA
This is a messenger RNA of Heterobasidion irregulare TC 32-1, 1002 nucleotides long. RefSeq lists its product as uncharacterized. The transcript is spliced from 2 exons. Lineage: Eukaryota; Fungi; Basidiomycota; Agaricomycetes; Russulales; Bondarzewiaceae. Bases 1 to 1002 code for a protein of 333 amino acids. The record is from RefSeq and is a predicted model, not a curated record.